Molecule: messenger RNA, 1481 nt
Organism: Uloborus diversus
Lineage: Eukaryota; Metazoa; Arthropoda; Arachnida; Araneae; Uloboridae
Product: mitochondrial import inner membrane translocase subunit tim16-like
Exons: 4
Coding region: 100-411 (103 amino acids)
Biological process (GO): protein import into mitochondrial matrix
Cellular component (GO): TIM23 mitochondrial import inner membrane translocase complex
Source: RefSeq, a predicted model, not a curated record
GCGUAUUCGGUUCUAUAGACACUUUCAAAGCUAAAUUCAAAUUGGUCUUCUAUUUUAUAUACUCGGUUUUUUUACAUGUAAACAAAUUUUUAAUUGCGAAUGGCAAAAUACAUUGCCCAAGUAAUUGUUCUUGGAAGUCAAGUAUUUGCUCGAGCAUUUGCGAGAGCUCUGCAGCAAGAAUUUGCUGCUACUUCUGCAGCUGCAAAACGAGGAGGUGCCAGCAAAGCUCAAGCUGAAGCAAAUGUAAAACUUGGAAUGACAUUGCAGGAGGCAAAGGAUAUUUUAAAUAUUAGAGAUCUUGAUGUUGAAAAAAUCAACAAGUCUUUCGAACAUUUGUUUAAGGUCAAUGACAAAUCAAAGGGUGGAAGUCUUUAUUUACAGUCAAAAAUUAAUCUAUUGUCACUGUUAUAAAUAAAACCGGGAAAAUGACUGAAAAAUUAUGACUUAAUGGACUUAGAUCAAGAAUUUUUCUUGAACUUUUGGUGAAAAUACGUGGAAACGUACUGAGCGUUACGUCGUGAGGGUAUGAAAAGAAAUGGACUCUUCAAGAAGAUUUUUUUCUGAAUUUUUUUUAGCAAAGUGUAUUGUAUGUUGUGUUUUUUUUUCUCAAGAUUUGAGAUUCUAGGUCUAUAUUGGAAGUUCGUAAUAUAGAGUUAGGGUUUGUGUUUUAAAAAAUUUUCAUUGUUUUUCUCAUAUAGUUAUUAAUAUGUAGAAAUUGUGUUAAAUGUCCAAAGGAAGUUAAAAUUUUUUUGAGCAUGUUUUCUUGUGAGAUGAUGAGAGGGGUGGGGGCCUUGUUAGGCAUAAAUGCCUGUUAGCGACAACAGUAAAUAAAUCUUAUCUCAUCACCUCACAACAACAAUAGUAAAAGAGUAUGUUUUUCAUUACUUACAUUACCAAUCAUUCUGCAUGACUGGGGUAAAAACGCUUAACAAAACUCAUUUCGCGUUGGUCUAAUCGAUCAAAUGUUUGGUUUCACUUUCAUCUACCUUUGCGGAACUCUGUAGUGGUUGACGUCACAUCAAAGGUCCUAGAAGGAAUCUGAUGGCACGUGUGCUCAACGAUAGAACACGUAACGAGUGUCCAUUCACGUGACUCGGAUAUGCUAAUGACCCUGGGGAUAUUUAAACCGCUCACGGUUUAUGUUCUUUCUUUUUGAUUGUCUCUCAUCAUCAUAGGCCGUUGUUUCAUCAGCAUACGAACUUGCUUGUUCGUGCCACUCUCCCCUCUUCAAUAUCAUGAGCUUAUGUUAGUUUAUUUCCUAAUGGGUUUAAAGUUUUACAUCAAAGCCUUAGUCGAUAGUCAUGCAGUUUAGAUUUCAUCAUUUCUGUAUUAGUCAUCUCAUACAUUAAUAGCACAUAGCAUGUGGUGUGCCAUAGUUUGUGGCUAAAUGUGAGAUGGAAUUAAUUAUUACGUUUUUAGUAUAUUUUAUCAUUUACAGACUGUUUUAGCUAUACACCUUUUUGUUUAAUAAACAUCGUUCA